AUGUCGGACAAAACAUACGACAAAGUUAAACGCGAUUUUCUUCUAGAGUUAGAUUACAUAAGUCGUAUUGGCCAGAAGAUAUUCAUUUAUCCAUUUAUAGAUCGUUCCAGGAUUUCUUUGAUAUGUUUUCGAAUUAUUUGCUUCCUUACUUUUGUGACAGCAUUACAAUUGUGUACAACACUAUACGUAACGGCGUUAACUACAAGCAAUAGGUUUGAAUUGAUAAACAUAGCUCCGAAUCUGGGCGUAGUUUUGGUGACUUUUGUCAAAUUCUUCAAAAUACAUUUAAGCAGAACACAGUAUAAAGAAAUAUUUGAACACUAUGAAAACGAAUUUUGGACAGGAGUAACAGAGAGUUCUCUGAAAAUAAUUUCACAAUACACGCGAAUCACGAAAUGUGUAACAAGAUUUCUGUUUUAUUAUUGCAUACCUUUGAUUGUUGUUGUUAACUCUUUUCCUAGAUUAGUCAUGUUUUACGAAGUACAUAUUGCGAAGAAAGAGCUACAGUACUUAUUACCUUUCGACGGGUGGUACCCUUUUGAUAAAAUUAAGUGGUAUUACUUGAUUUAUCUGUGGGAAACUUGCAUGACCAUUCUUAUUAUUGUCAUUGCUGGUGUCACUAACUCUAUUCAUGUCGCUUAUACGUCUUUUGUAUGUUUGGAGCUAAAAGUUAUGGGGUACAACAUAGAGAAUCUUGUUUCAAGCGAAAAUGUCACUAAUAUUGUUAGAAGAAAUGAUGUUAUAAAAACUCAUGCAGGAAUAAAUAAAUUGCUUAGAAAAAUUAUAAAACGACAUCAAUUGCUUGCUGGGAUGUCAUGCCGUUUUAGUACUGUUCUGGGUGACAGUAUGCUUCUUACUUAUUUUUUUGGGUCUAUUUUCAUAGGUCUGACGUUAUUCACUGCAACAGUGGAAGAUAACAUGUACAGAUCUGUUAGAUAUUUCUUCAUGUGUUGCUCACUUGUCAUCGACUGUUUCUAUCAAUGCAUGAUCGGUCAAGUUAUAAGAGAUCAUAGUGAAAAUCUUGCACGUUCCAUUUAUUUUGCUGACUGGCCGUAUGCUGAUAGAAACACUAAGAUAAAUUUGAUUAUACUCAUGGUUCGAACGCAGAAACCUUUUCAAUACACAGCCAAAGGGUUUUUGAGCAUGAAUUUGGAUACAUUCAGUGCGAUUUGCAGUCAUUCCUUUCAACUGUUUAACCUCAUACGACAAGUGUAUGAGAAAAAUAAGUAA
Messenger RNA from Amyelois transitella, 1230 nucleotides. RefSeq names its product putative odorant receptor 59c. Gene Ontology annotation, cellular component: plasma membrane. The transcript is spliced from 5 exons. Gene Ontology annotation, biological process: detection of chemical stimulus involved in sensory perception of smell; sensory perception of smell. The record is from RefSeq and is a predicted model, not a curated record. Gene Ontology annotation, molecular function: odorant binding; olfactory receptor activity. NCBI's taxonomy places the organism in Eukaryota, Metazoa, Arthropoda, Insecta, Lepidoptera, Pyralidae. The coding region runs from base 1 to 1230 and encodes 409 amino acids.